UAUUAUUAUCGUGUUUGUGUGUGGGAAGGGGGCAUAGAAGAUGGAUCUGAUUCUGAGAUUUAUUUAUUUAAGAGAUUAUCUAUCACUUUUGGUGCAUUUGUUUUCAAAAAAAGAUUGCUCCCUCUCCAUUCUUCAAUUCUUCUCUGAUUAAUUUUCCACUUCUCUUAGCUCAUUCACCCACCCUCUAGCUAUCCAAAAUCAAUAGAUACAAUUGUUCAGUUUUAUUAUUAAUUUAUGGAAAUUGAACAGCAAGCCAUGAAAAUGAUGAAGUCGUCUAGGUUCAGACGAAUCUGUGUGUUCUGUGACACCAGCCAUGGCAAGAACCCCAGCUACCAACACGCUGCAAUCCAACUCGCCAAACAACUUGUGGAGAGGAACAUCGACUUGGUUUAUGGAGGAGGGAGUAUUGGGUUGAUGGGUUUAAUCUCACAAGUUGUGUUUGAUGGUGGACGCCACGUGUUAGGGGUCAUUCCAACUACUCUUAUGCCAAUAGAGAUAACGGGGGAGAGUGUAGGAGAAGUGAGGGCAGUGUCGGGUAUGCACCAACGCAAGGCAGAAAUGGCGAGAGAAGCCGAUGCAUUUAUUGCACUGCCAGGUGGAUAUGGCACCCUGGAAGAACUACUUGAAGUGAUCACCUGGGCUCAACUAGGAAUCCACGAUAAACCCCAGGUGGGGUUGUUGAACGUUGAUGGCUACUACAACUCGUUGCUGUCAUUCAUGGACAAUGCUGUAGACCAAGGUUUCAUUACACCCGCUGCCCGUCACAUUAUUGUCUCUGCCCAAACUGCCCAAGACCUCAUUUCCAAGCUUGAGGAAUAUGUCCCGAAGCACUGUGGCGUGGCACCAAAGCAAAGUUGGGAGAUGAACCAACAGUUAUAAACAGUUAACACUGCAAAUUGCCAAAUUCAGACACUUGAAGUUAACCAAGUCGAAUCUACAUAUUUUCUCUGCCCCAUUAGAAAAUAGCUUUCUCAAUACAAAUCAAGCCUUAUGGCUGACAUUGUGUUAUCGCGGAUCGAUCAGAAUCUGAUCUGUAUGAUCAAAGAACGUAACACCAGAAAACUUCCAUCAUUAAUCGUCGGAGCUUAUAGAUUCUGUGCUAUAUAGUAAGGCUUGCUUCAGUCAAGUGAUGGGUACUUUCUAAAUAGCUAUUUCAAACAAUUAUUCAGUUCUUAAAUCGUUUAGCUAUUUUUCUAUUUUUGUUCGUUGACAAAGUACACCCGUUUAUAUAAACUUUUGUGUAUGAA
Molecule: messenger RNA, 1247 nt
Organism: Glycine soja
Lineage: Eukaryota; Viridiplantae; Streptophyta; Magnoliopsida; Fabales; Fabaceae
Product: cytokinin riboside 5'-monophosphate phosphoribohydrolase LOG1-like
Exons: 7
Coding region: 235-879 (214 amino acids)
Biological process (GO): cytokinin biosynthetic process
Cellular component (GO): cytosol; nucleus
Molecular function (GO): hydrolase activity, hydrolyzing N-glycosyl compounds
Source: RefSeq, a predicted model, not a curated record